CUCUCAUCACUUCAUUUGGAGAGGAAAAGAAAAACAAAAAGGGAAAGAAGAUGAGCGCUUCCGUGGCUGUGUACAGGAGUAUUUACACAGAGGACCGCUUUAAACAAGCGUACGGCAGCGAGGAGAAGCCCCCAGGUGGGGCUGCGCGGCUCCGGGGGAGGCUCGCGGAGAGCUGCAGGUGUUCACGGCGCGCCUGCCUCCACCUGUUGAAGGAGCGAGUGCCCAUUUUAAACUGGCUGCCCCGAUACAGACUCAAGAAAUGGAUUUUAGGAGACACGAUCGCGGGACUGACGGUCGGUAUACUCCACAUUCCGCAAGGCAUGGCUUUUGCUCUACUCACAUCUGUGGCACCUAUAUUCGGGCUCUACACCUCCUUCUUCCCUGUGGUCCUCUACAUGUUGUUUGGCACGGGUCGCCACGUCUCCACAGGUACCUUUGCUGUGGUGAGUCUGAUGACAGGCUCUGUUGUGGAGCAGCUGGUACCUUCUCCUCUGGAGCUCAAUGCCAGCAGUCCUGAGGCAGCAGACCUCCAGGCCCAGAGGAUUGGUGUGGCCUCAGCCGUGGCACUGCUCUCAGGACUUGUCAUGCUCUGCAUGUUUGGUCUUCAGCUGGGCUUCCUCUCCACCUAUCUGUCAGAGCCAAUCGUCAAGGCUUUCACCAGUGCCGCUGCCCUCCAUGUCACUGUCUCCCAGCUGCAAAGCAUGCUGGGACUUCGGCUCGCUCGACACACCGGGACUUUCUCCCUCUUCAAGACCCUAGCAUCCGUGAUAGAGAACCUGCCUCACACUAACGUGGCUGAGCUGCUGAUCUCAUUGGUAUGUUUGGCCAUCCUGGUGCCAGUUAAGGAGAUCAACAUGCGAUUUCGGCAACGCCUGCGCACACCUAUUCCCGUGGAAAUACUAACGGUGAUUAUUGCUACAGGAGUGGCCUAUGCUUCCUCCCUUGACUCUACUUAUGACAUUCAGAUUGUCGGACAUAUCCCAGCUGGCUUCCCAAGUCCGCGACUGCCUGCCUUGCACACUUUCCCUGACAUUGUUGGAGACACGGUAGCCAUAACAUUUGUUGGUUAUGCUGUGUCAGUCUCACUGGCCAUGAUCUACGCUGAUAAACAUGGCUAUUCCAUUCAUCCCAACCAGGAGCUGCUGGCACACGGUAUUUCAAACACCGUGUCUUCUCUUUUCACCUGCUUCCCAAGCUCAGCCACACUGGCCACUACUAACAUACUGGAGAGUGCAGGAGGAUACACACAGCUCUCUGGUUUGUUCACCAGUCUGGUGGUGUUGAUUGUCCUGCUUUUGAUAGGACCUCUGUUCUACUUCCUGCCCAAGGCAGUGCUGGCAUGCAUCAAUGUGGCAAGUCUCAGGCAGAUGUUCCUGCAGUUCCAGGACUUACCUGACCUAUGGAGAAUCAGCAAGAUUGACUUUUUGGUCUGGAUGGUUACUUGGCUCUCUGUUGUGGUACUAAAUGUGGACCUUGGUUUAGCCAUUGGAGUGGUUUUUUCUAUGAUGACUGUCAUCUGCCGUACACAGAGGGCUGGUUGCUCGGUGCUUGGCAGGGCCAGCAACACAGAGAUAUAUCGACCCCUGGAAAACCACAGUAAGUGCUAUGAAGUGCCAGGAGUGAAGAUCCUGAACUACAAUGGACCCAUCUAUUAUGGCAACCGCAGUUUCUUCAGAGAGGAGGUGAGCAAGCUGUUGAACCUGACGCCAGAGAGGAUCCGCAGCCAGGAAAAGGCCAUGAAGGCCCUGGAGAAGAGGGAGAGGGAGUCCACUGUCAACACCGUGGAGAGAGGCGUUGCAAACACGUGGUUUCCAUCAGAAAAUGAGUUCUUUAAAUUGGAAACAUCUGAAAAUGAUGUGCAGGCGGUGUUAAUUGACUGCAGCAGUGUGGUAUUUGUUGAUGUUGCUGGAGCCAGACUCUUCAUACAGAUGUGUACUGAAUGCCAGAAAGUUGGUGUUCGUGUAUAUUUGGCAAGCUGCAAUGAGAGCGUCCUAAAAAUCCUCACGUCAAGCGGUUUGAUGAACUACAUUAACCCACAACAUAUUUUUGUCACUGUUCAUGAUGCUGUGGUUUACAUCCAACAACAAAAGGAAAAACCUCCAGAAAACACUACAACUGUUUGGGUGUGAGGUGGACAGUCAAUGGCGUGCCAUUUCCAGCUUCACUAGCAAAGAUCAACUUGACUAGCAACUGCGAAUACAAUGCAAGACAGAGCGUCUCCUGAGGUGAGGACGAGGGACGUCUGCAGGCGAGAGACUCUCCGGUGUGUUUGAAUCUGUACUGAGAUCAGCGAGUCAGACUGUACUGUAUAUGCCAGCGGUGCCUAUUACAACGCAGUAGCCCAUUGUAGCGCGAUCACCGGAAAUGGAAAAUGUAGUCUAUACUUCCAGUGUUACGUUAAGAAAAAUAAAAAACUAUGCCUGUAUCUCAGAUGAACUGAGUGCACAUGCCUCGGAUACGUUGUGACUCUUAAUUAAAAAUCUAUUAGGAAAUAAUUUAAGUUUAGCAGAGACAGGUUGAAUUUGAAUAAACUAAAUUAUGCUAACACACAAAAAACAUUAGCACACAGCAUUACAAACAAACAUAUCAUACUAUCUGCCUGACUCAGUCUAUUAUACAUAUAGUGUGUGUGUGUGUGUGUGUGUGUGUGUGUGUGUGUGUGUGUGUGUAUAGUCUGUUAUACAUAUAAUACAAAUUAGAUGUAUAUGACAUGAUGAAAAUGUAUGCGAUUAUUGAUAAUAAUUCUGUACCAAUUGUUCAAUUUUAAUUGUGUUAUAUGUUGGAAAAAUCAGGCUAAUAGUAUUUAUUAUUGUCUUCUGUUUAUUUUGGCAACUUAAACUGCAGUACAAACAUAAAACAUUCUGAAAUGCACUGAAUAAUUUCCCAAAGUUAUUGCAUAUUUAUAAUAUCUGAAAUACAGUUUGUAUUUGAUAAUGCAUUUUAACUGUAUAGAUGAAACCACGUGUUGCCUUACAAUGUUUUCUCGUGAAUACAGCACUGGCCUUACAUAAAUGGGAAUAUGACUCAAAUAUGUUUGAAAGGAUUUUGUAUUUUUUUGUUUUGUUUUGUUUUGUUUUGUUUUGUUUUAUUUUUUGGCCACUGCUGUCCAGUGACAACUUUAGCAUUUUGAUA
Molecule: messenger RNA, 3132 nt
Organism: Lampris incognitus (smalleye Pacific opah)
Lineage: Eukaryota; Metazoa; Chordata; Actinopteri; Lampriformes; Lampridae
Gene: slc26a10
Product: solute carrier family 26 member 10
Exons: 18
Coding region: 51-2129 (692 amino acids)
Biological process (GO): transmembrane transport
Cellular component (GO): membrane
Molecular function (GO): bicarbonate transmembrane transporter activity; chloride transmembrane transporter activity; oxalate transmembrane transporter activity
Source: RefSeq, a predicted model, not a curated record